AUGAGACCAACACCAAAAGCUACCGAGAUUUUUCCUGGGUUAAAUGAUAUAACUGAUGCGUUUGAAGCUUUACCAACCGAUGUUAUCAGAUACUUCACAUUAUUGAAAGAGAUUGAUGCUAAAUGUGUUAAUGUCAUACCUGUGCUAAAUCAUGAAAUCAAAAAAUUCAUCGAAAUGAAAAACAUCCCUGAGCAUAAAGAGGCUAGAACAAGAAAAAUUCACCAGAUUUGUGGUUUAAUAAGAGAUGUACUACCUUGCUUGGAGGAGAAAAUGCAUGUUGCUACAAUUGCUGCUGAUAAAACUGUUACAUAUAUUGAUAGAAUUAAUGAUGAUUUUGAUUUGAUCUUCAGAAAUGAAGUUCCAGAACAUAUCAAAUUUGGAUCCGUUAAUCAUCCAGCAAUUAUAAAUGAAUCCAAAUUACCAGAUAACAAAUCCGCUCAAUCCCAAAGAAGUGAAAGCAGAAGAGAAGCCCUUGCAGCCAAGAAAGCUGCUAAUGACACUGAUAAUGAUGAUAGUUCAACAAACUCAAGAGCCAAAUCGAGAAGAGAAAAAGAAGCAACACCUGUGGCAACCACUACAUCCACUACCGCUACAAAGAAGCGUAAGACCACAAGUACUACUGCCAAUACAGGAAACUCAGCAAAUAUCAGCACUACUUCAAAUACUGCCAUCAAUACCACUGGUUCCAAAAAUGAUGAGGUUCCAUCAAGACCAUCCACACCAUCCACAAAUAAGAGACAUGAACCACUGUAUUGUUAUUGUAAUCAAGUUUCAUAUGGUGAAAUGGUUGGGUGUGACGGUGAUGAUUGUAAAAGAGAGUGGUUUCACUUACCAUGUACUGGAUUGGCCACUUUACCAAAAGGGAAAUGGUAUUGUGAUGAUUGCAGUGCCAAACUGAAAAGGGCUAAAAAGAUUUGA
This is a messenger RNA of Hansenula anomala, 918 nucleotides long. RefSeq names its product Pho23p (gene PHO23). Gene Ontology annotation, biological process: regulation of DNA-templated transcription. NCBI's taxonomy places the organism in Eukaryota, Fungi, Ascomycota, Saccharomycetes, Phaffomycetales, Wickerhamomycetaceae. Gene Ontology annotation, cellular component: Rpd3L complex; Rpd3L-Expanded complex; nucleus. Bases 1 to 918 code for a protein of 305 amino acids. The record is from RefSeq and is a predicted model, not a curated record. The transcript has 2 exons.